AUUUUCCUCUGUUACCUCCGGCUAUAUAUAUGAUAUACUACCUUCAACUCCUCCUUAGCUUCUUUAAUUCCCUUUCUCUCAGAAAUUAAACAAACGAUCCACCCAGACAUCCCCUUCUUCCGGCGGAGGCCGACCUUUCUCUCAGAAACAAACAAAACCCCGAGGAGUUCGAUCAAGAAAAUCAAACUUUGUCUCGGUGGAUCCAAUACUCUGUUCGUCUUGGUGGUAGGCUUCCCGCCGGAGAAAACCCAGAGUGCGUAGGGCAGAUGACGACGGAAGAUGAGAGAGGGCCGGCCGGGUGCGGAUCAUUUGAAAAGCGCUUCCUGAAACAGGGACUAACAGUUGGUAUCAGAGCCGAUCGAGAACGAUCAGAAGAACUCCUGCAGAAUACUCUGUUUUUGUUAACGUAGUUCUUUCUGUCGAUUUUUUGCUCUGUAAUUUUGUUUCUUGUUCAAAAGUUGUAAAAGUUACACCUUUGGAAUCGCCUUUUCAAAGCGAUCAAAGGGUAUACUUCAGUUUGUGUUUUACACAAUUUUUGAUUUCGAGAUAUCUCGAGCUAGGCAUCUCGACAUCCUACUUCUUCACAGGUUCUGCCACGUUUUUCGAGCUGAAAACUUUACCAGAAGAUCUCGACAUUCAACUCUACAGGAAACUAUCUUCAGAUUUUGAUUAUCUGAUUUUUACAGGUUGAAAGAUUUCGACAUUGAGGAUUUCGACAUCUAGGAUUUCGAAAUCUUGAUUUCGAGAAAAGGUUUCGACAUCUGGUCUCGACAUUUGACUCAUCAGAUUAAGAUUUCGAGAGAUUAACUUCUCGACAUUUCAAAUCUCGAGAUUAGCAACUCGAAAUUUGAAAUCUCGAGAUCCCAAAUCUCGAGAUCCUUAAUCUCGAGCCCAAAUCUCGAUACCGGGCCUCCUUUAUCGAAAUCUGAGAUUUCGAUAUUCAGAUCUCGACAUCUGAUUUUUCGAGAUUCUGCUUCUGAAAAUCUUUUGAUCAAUUUUCUCGAACGGUCAGUUUAGUACAUCAAUGGCUUCAGAAUACAAUGCACAAGGGAACAGCAGUACCCCUCCUAGCCUCAGGAAGGGAGAAUAUCAAAUGUGGAGGAACAGAUUUCUAAAUUUCCUCGAGCACAAAGAGAACUCUUCUGCAAUGCUCGAAUCUUUGCUUGAAGGACCAGCUGAACUCUUGAUUUCAGUUGGUGGAGAUCCAGAGAACAAUCCUCCUAUUUUUUCAGAAAUAAGAAGAAAAGUGCCAUCUGAAUACACAGAAGCCGACAAGCUCAGACUUCGUGGUGAUCUUAUGGCCAAAACGUACCUCCUUCAAGCAAUACUGAACGAAGUUUAUGUUCUCAUAGAUAGCAUGCAGACAGCUAAGGAGAUGUGGGAUGAAAUUGAGAAGCUGCUACAAGGCACAAGCAUCAGCCUCAAAACAAAGAAGACUACGAUUCUCAUCGCUUAUGACUCCUUCAAAGCAGGUCCAGGAGAACCAUUGAAUGAGACUUACAACAGACUUGUUCAACAGGUAAAUGAGCUCAGAAAGAUCAAAGUAUUCAGGUCCAAUCUGGAACUGAAUAUUAGAUUUUUAUCUAGCAUACAUCCUGCAUGGGAAAAGACAGUGAAGGAUGUCAGAUCUCGGAUAGAUUUGGACGAAAUUGACCUUUGCACACUCUAUGAACAUCUGAAGCAAUUCGUCAACGAGGUUGCCUGCGCUGAAGAUCAUCACACCACAAAUCCCUUAGCUCUUGUAAUGGAUGCUCAGCCAAGAAGGACAACCACUUCACUAAAGAAGAAAAAGAAGAAGGUGGUGGUUGAAUCAGAUGAUGAUGAAAGUGAUGAUGACAAAUAUGAUCUAGAGGCUGAGCUAGCAGACUUACAGAAGAAGAUGGCACUGCUGGCCAAAAGAUUUGCUAAGAAGAACACCUCCUCCAACAGACUGAGAACUUCCUCCUCAAACUACAAGCAGAAGAACCAUGAUCAAGGAUCUUCUAGGAAGGCAUCAUCAGCAGAAGAAGCUCCUAAAUGCUAUAAUUGCGGCAAGCCUGGACAUGUGAUCAAAGACUGCCGCCUCCCAAAGAAGAAAGAUGCUAACUUCUACAAGCAGAAGAUGUUGUGGAAUAAGCAGAAAAUGCUAAUGGUGCAGAAAGAAGAAGAAACUUCUGCCAUGAUUGCUAAAAAUGAGAACUGGGCAGAAGAUUCUUCUGAGGAGGAGGAAGAGGAAGACAACUAUGCUCUUAUGGCAAGUGUGGAGGGAGAUGAAAUAAAGGGUGAUGCUGCGAUCCCCGAAAGCAAGUGCUCAACAAGCUCUGGAAUGAAGUGAAUAAGGAAGGAGAAGAGAAGAAUGAGUGGAGGAAAAAGAGGAAGGAAAUCGCAGAUGGCAAAAAGAAAGUUUUUGAGAAAAGUGUCAGCCCUAGAUCUAGUUCAAUAUUUUACUCAAAAGUUAAUUGUAAUUCUGUCUCUACAAAGCAAACUUCUAACAGUUCAGUCUUGAGUCCCAAGCUGAAUAUUUCUGAGACAUCUUCUAGACAAAGUUCUAUUUAUAAUACAAGUGUUGCUUAUGGUUA
This is a messenger RNA of Cuscuta europaea, 2558 nucleotides long. Lineage: Eukaryota; Viridiplantae; Streptophyta; Magnoliopsida; Solanales; Convolvulaceae. The record is from the annotation of a GenBank genome assembly.